Cercocebus atys (sooty mangabey) is the source of this 2652-nucleotide messenger RNA. RefSeq names its product AFG3-like protein 1. The coding region runs from base 16 to 2532 and encodes 838 amino acids. Gene Ontology annotation, biological process: protein-containing complex assembly; mitochondrial protein processing. The record is from RefSeq and is a predicted model, not a curated record. Gene Ontology annotation, molecular function: ATP binding; zinc ion binding; ATP hydrolysis activity. Gene Ontology annotation, cellular component: membrane; m-AAA complex. The transcript is spliced from 15 exons. Lineage: Eukaryota; Metazoa; Chordata; Mammalia; Primates; Cercopithecidae.
CACUCUCCUUUGCGCAUGCGCACGCUCGGGCGGCGCGGGGUCUGGGUCUGGGAAUGUGGAACCGGCGGCUGGCGGCGGCCGGCAGUAGAGCGGUGGCCGGGCCACUGGCCUUGCUGUGGCGAUGUGGUGGUCCAGGAGGCAGCAGGACGGCCAAGACCAGCGCGAGGGCCCUGGGCACGGCCCGGCAGGUUUCCUGUUGACCCACGCCUUGGGUUCCAAACCCCCAUCGGGGAAACACACAUUCAUGGGACCCUUGGAGAGUCAUUGCUCGCUCUGUGUCAGUGCCUCCGAGGGAUCCACUUUCAGAAACCGACUCUGCAGGCGAGAUCAACGUUUUUUUCCUGGUGGCUGUGUUCAAAACCACCCAAAGAGACUGGUGAGCCAAAGAAUGCCGAGCCUGGGGGAGAUGGAGGCAGGAGAGGAGGGAAGCGGGAUGACGUUGCCUGGUGGAGGCGAAUGCAGAAGGGGGACUUCCCCUGGGAUGACAAGGAUUUCCGCAGUCUGGCCCUUUUGGGGGCAGGUGUUGCCGUGGGAUUUUUCUACCUCUAUUUUCGAGAUCCUGGAAGAGAAAUCACUUGGAAGCACUUUGUACAGAAUUACCUGGCCAGAGGUCUGGUGGACCGGCUGGAAGUCGCGAACAAACAGUUUGUGCGUGUUAUUCUUGCCCCUGGGACCUCUUCUGAGAAGUUCGUGUGGUUUAACAUUGGCAGUGUUGACACCUUUGAGCGGAACCUGGAGUCUGCUCAGUGGGAGCUGGGGAUUGAGCCCCCCAACCAGGCAGCAGUGGUCUACACCAAUGAGAGUGACGGCUCUUUAUUGCGAAGACUGGUGCCCACCCUUCUCCUGGUUGGCAUUCUCCUCUAUGCUGCCAGGAGGGGUCCUAUGGGAGCCAGGCGCAGUAGACGAGGAGGGGGCCUCUUCAGUGUUGGUGAGACAACAGCCAAGAUCUUAAAGAGCAACAAUGAUGUGCGAUUUGCGGAUGUAGCUGGGUGCGAAGAAGCCAAAUUGGAAAUUAUGGAAUUUGUGAAUUUCCUGAAGAAUCCCAAGCAGUAUCAGGACUUGGGAGCAAAAAUUCCAAAGGGAGCAAUGCUCACUGGUCCUCCUGGCACCGGCAAGACCCUUCUUGCCAAGGCAACUGCAGGGGAGGCCAGUGUGCCCUUCAUCACUGUGAACGGGUCCGAGUUCCUGGAAAUGUUUGUUGGCGUUGGGCCAGCAAGGGUUCGUGACAUGUUUGCAAUGGCCCGAAAAAACGCUCCAUGUAUCUUAUUCAUUGAUGAGAUUGAUGCGAUUGGCAGGAAGCGAGGCCAAGGGCACUUUGGAGGCCAGAGUGAGCAGGAGAACACCCUGAACCAGAUGCUCGUGGAGAUGGACGGUGUGUGUAGGCUGCGGCCGGCCUGUGGUGUGCAGCUGUUCCCCUGCAGCUGCUUAGGGACAGUCUGCACAGCCUUUUUCUGUACAGUCACCCCCAGAAGAGAAUCCCUGAUUAUUCUGUUUUUAAGGAAGGCUGCUCUCAGGCAAACGUGGCUAAAUAAUGGUGACUGGUGGACAGCUCCCGUUACUUUUAAGUUCUCUACUGAAUUUCAGUCUUGUUCUCUCUGCCGGAGAUUUUCCUUAACAAAACUGAUGUGGGUCAAGCUCCAGCGGCCAGGAGCAGCACUGACUGUUGGCUGUUUCUCCCUUCCUGGGUCAGGUGCUGAUAUUGCGAAUGUUUGCAAUGAAGCAGCCCUGAUUGCUGCCCGGCAUCUGAGUCCUUCUGUUGAGGAGAAACACUUUCAGCAGGCCGUCGAGAGGGUCCUCGGAGGUCUUGAGAAGACGACCCAGGUCCUGCAGCCUAGUGAAAAGACAACUGUGGCCUACCACGAGGCCGGACACGCGGUGGUGGCCUGGUCCCUGGAGCACGUGGACCCCCUGCUGAAGGUGUCCAUCAUCCCCCGGGGCAAGGGCCUCGGCUAUGCACAGUACCUGCCCCGGGAGCAGCACCUCUAUACCCGGGAGCAGCUCUUCGACCACAUGUGCAUGAUGCUCGGGGGCCGGGUGGCCGAGCAGCUGUGCUUCGGGCAGAUCACUACGGGGGCUCAGGACGACCUGAGGAAGGUCACCCAGAGUGCGUAUGCCCAGAUUGUGCAGUUUGGGAUGAGUGAGAAGCUGGGCCAGGUGUCCUUCGACUUUCCCCGACAAGGCGAGGCCCCAGUGGAGAAGCCGUACAGUGAGGCAACCGCCCAGCUCAUUGACGAGGAGGUCCGGUGCCUCAUCAGCGCUGCCUACAAGCGCACCCUGGACCUGCUGACACAGUGCCGGGAGCAUGUGGAGAAGGUGGGCCAGCAGCUCCUGGAGAAGGAAGUGCUGGAGAAGGCAGACAUGGUGGAGCUGCUGGGCCCUCGGCCCUUUGCGGAGAAGUCUACGUAUGAGGAGUUUGUAGAAGGCAUGGGCAGCCUGGAGGAGGACACGUCCCUACCCGAGGGGCUGAAGGGUUGGAACCGGGGACAGGAGGAGGAGGACAUGGAGCAGCCUGUGCAGGGGAGCUCUGCGUAGCCUGUGGCGGUGCCUGCACCUGCUGCUGGGUGGAAUUCAGGUGACUGCCACUUACCUGGGGCCUUUGCAAAGCAGCUGUGGACUCUCACCCAAAACAAAUUAAAAUGUGACAACUGUGAA